UCAAAUCCGUCACGUCAAAGUCAAAAUGUCCGCCUGUACUCGACCGUGGUUACCGUGCGAUUUGUCCUUAAUUCUUCGUGAUUUCUUUCUUAAUUAAUCACAAUCAAAUAUCUUAAACAUUCAAACAAACUUGACCAUUUGUCUUCCGAGUCAGUUAAUUGAUCAUUCAAUCGUAUGGUGACUUAAUAUCAGGCGCAAACAUAAUUUUUUGUCUUCAAAGUUCUCGAAAAAGUGAUUGUAAAUAAGAAAAAUAUUACUCAUAUCAAGACGACGUGUUUGUGUGUGUGUUUACGUGAAGAUGGUAUAGGAGCGCGCCAGUGUUUUCAAAAAAGUGCACUGCAAGAGUGAGAUCGGAAAUGUGACAAGUGAAAAAGUUCGAAUGAGAUAAAGAUAUAUUGCUGAAAAGUGACAAUUUGAUUGUCGGAUGUGUGUGUGCGUGUGCGUGCGUAAAUGCAAUUGUCAAAUUAAAAUUUUUGCAAAAAAAAAAAGAUUUUAUUUUUUUGCUUUAGUUAUUUUUUGUUCGUGCAGUCGCUGUUGAUUUCCGUUAGUUUUGUGUGAAGUAAAUAUAUUAAUUUAUCAUAGAAAAUGGCCCGAGACUACGACCAUCUGUUCAAGCUGCUUAUAAUCGGUGACAGCGGUGUUGGAAAAUCAUCUCUACUCAUUAGGUUUUCAGACGAUAUGUUCUCUGGUAGUUAUAUAACAACAAUUGGCGUUGAUUUUAAGAUUCGUACGGUGGUGAUAGAUGGUCAGCGGGUCAAACUACAAAUAUGGGAUACUGCUGGACAGGAAAGAUUUCGGACGAUAACCAGUACGUACUACCGUGGGACGCACGGUGUUAUAAUUGUAUAUGAUGUAACGAAUGGUGACUCAUUUGCGAAUGUCCGACGAUGGCUGCAAGAAAUCGAGCAUAAUUGUGACGUCGUGAAUAAGAUUUUAGUUGGCAAUAAAAACGAUGAUCCCGCCCGUAAAGUUGUAUUAACCGAGGAUGCGCAGCGUUUCGCACGACAAAUGGACAUUGAGUUAUAUGAAACAUCUGCCAAAGACAACAUCAACGUUGAAAAAAUGUUUCUUGCAAUAACACGACAAGUCCUAAAACAUAAGCUACAACAAAAUGCGCAAAAUGCUCAGAAUACAAAUGAAACGAUACAUCUGAAGCCGGGGAAAAAGCAUAAAAGUCGAUGUUGCUAGUUGUAAAUUUAUUACCAUUUUUUUAAUGAAAAACAUAAAAAAUAAUAAAAGUAUAAAAAAUAAACUAAUCGAGAACGAACAAAACAUUUUUUUUUUUUUUGGUGAUCAUAAAAUUAAAUCGUAAAGCUUAGGAACAUGAACUGUUAUGAAGCGAAAAACAUUGUUUAGGAAUAAUGUAAUGGAAAACUUUUUACCAGCUUUUUGAAAUAGACAAGUAUUUUACACCAUUCCUUUCGUUUUAAUCCAGUUAUGGUGGAUUACAUGUAAACUACUUUUUACUAUAGCGAAUUUUAAUACAUGUCGGGAUUAUUUCUAGUUUCGCUUACAAAGCGCAUUGAACGUGGUGUAUUGUAAUGCAUAAAAGAAAAGUGUACAAGUUUUCCGGAAAUUCUACUUUGCAAAUCUUUUUAGAAAUGCAUGACAAUACACAAUUACCUGCACUGAAAAGAUGUUAUCUAGAAUCAGACUUAGUUUCGCUAGACCUUUCUUGCAAUACGUCGCUAAUUGUGUAUGUUGCAAUUCUAAUUCAGACAACCAUAUCAAUUAAUUUCUUUAAUUUAUAAAAGAAAAACAAGUGUGAUAUUGCGAAAAUGAACCUGUUACACUUUUACGAAAAUUAUAUCGUGUAAUAUUCGUUUUAGGAAUGAAUCGUGUAAGUUAAAAUUGCUUCUAAUUUUGAAAGGUGUAACCAUUGUUACUUGAUUCUCUGUCCAAAACCGCAACGCGAAAGUAUACAUAUCUUGGAGCUGAAACUAAGACUCGUGCAAUGUAACUUGAUCUUUAAUUCGAAGGAAGCAAUGCUCAUUUAUUUAAAGAGCGCUUUCUUCCGUUUCAGAGAUCUCAACUCGAAUAAUUCCGAUCCCUUCUCAAAGGCAAUCAUAUUCUCGUAAUUAAUUCUCUGGACAACCUCCAGGCAGUAGAUAUAGAUUGAUUCAAUAAUCUGUUUCAAUGUACAAUAAAUUUAGAAUUCGGGACUCGCUAGACACAUUCGUUAUCAACAGGAAAGCUGCAUUUACUAAUUUUCUAUUUGAAGAAAUAUGAAUUUAUACUAUAGCUUCUCUGGCCCUACAAAACCCUUUAGAAACUAUUGUUCCCAUAUUAUCGCGUCGCGGACAGAGCAUCAAUGUAAGCAUGGAGAACAAUGAAACCGAUAUAUCAAUGCUUGGAACUCAUUUAUUGUUAACACAAGUUUUCAUUUCGCUUGUCAGUCUCAUAGUUUCGCUGAAUUGCCUUUGAAAAUGAAAAGAAAAUUGACCACGUUUUGUGAGUUUUAUACUUUGUAAUUAAAAAUCAAACGCAUUAAUAUGUAUUUGUAUUAAAUAAAUAUUAUUUAUAGGUGCAAUCAA
Molecule: messenger RNA, 2534 nt
Organism: Hermetia illucens (black soldier fly)
Lineage: Eukaryota; Metazoa; Arthropoda; Insecta; Diptera; Stratiomyidae
Gene: Rab35
Product: ras-related protein Rab-35
Exons: 3
Coding region: 586-1188 (200 amino acids)
Biological process (GO): endocytic recycling
Cellular component (GO): plasma membrane; endosome membrane
Molecular function (GO): GTP binding; GTPase activity
Source: RefSeq, a predicted model, not a curated record